Parasteatoda tepidariorum (common house spider) is the source of this 603-nucleotide messenger RNA. RefSeq lists its product as uncharacterized. NCBI's taxonomy places the organism in Eukaryota, Metazoa, Arthropoda, Arachnida, Araneae, Theridiidae. The record is from RefSeq and is a predicted model, not a curated record.
AUUUCAACGAAAUUGAACAGAAUAAUUAUGGCUUGCUGGCAACUUUUCAUUGCACUUCUGUUGAAUUUGGGAUUGACUUUAAGUUUGUCGCCAAUAACAUAUAUUUCUGAAGCUGAAACUGUCUUUGGGAAAGCAAUUGAACAAUUAUCAUACCAAGUACCAUUUCCAUUUAGGUGUGACUGCAAAGGCAUGGGAUGUGAUUGUAAUGGAAAUCUCACAAUCCCUUUUGUUGGAUGGUCAGAAAACAUUCAUUUGAAUCUUACAUACUUUGGAAGUAACACAGAGUUACUUCUUUUUGUGGAAAUUGCCGGUAUAAAAUUAUUCAACAACUCCAUAUCUUUGAGAAAUCCGCCCCAGAUCUGCCUUUCUUCUCCCGUUCCACCAGGGUUUGGCCUACUUUUUGAUUUCUGCAUCGGCCUCUUCGAUAUUCAAUCUCACCUGGAAAGCAUUCACGCUUGUUUGAAAGUUUCGCCGAGGAUAUUAAAAUUCCAUGUCUUUCAUUUGAAUAUUGGUUGUAUAAAUAUUCAACCGCAACUCGACGUGGGAUUUGGUGAUACGAAAUAUCCUACUGAUUAAGUAUAAUGACGUAAUUUUAUUUUUUAA